AUGGCUCCACUUACCAUGAAUUACUUUACUAUAGCUAUCAUUGCUCAACUCGGGCUUGUAGCAAGCUACACCAACCUGUGGGCCCCGUCCCCUCUUGGAAACACGGGGCAAUGCGUUGUUGAGCCGCAACCCGGCUAUCAUUUCACCGCCUUACAAAUCUGCACCACUGGCAUCACUAAUUAUACGACUCAGGUACAUGAUCAUAUCUUUCAAGGUGGAGACCCGGGUGAUACUUUUUACAUGAAUGGCUCGCUAUACUCGGCCUUCCUCACGGCAGGCAGCGAUCCCGCUUUCGCGGUUCCGCAGCCCUGGGAUUAUGGCUUUUGGAUCAAUACAAUGCAGUACGGAGUAUACCCCGGAGUACAGCUCGAGUCGGAAGGCGCUUCACCGUCCCAGUUUUAUCCUGGUCCUCCACUUGGUUCCGACAGCAACACUCCCACACCUUUCGACAUCAACACAUGCACACAGUUCUGGGGUAAUACCGGUUCACCUUGGGUUCCGUUUGACGCAACCACUGAAGACCAAUCCGCUGCUUUCACGUGGUGGAACGAUACUUACCAAAAUAAUUACGGGCCCGGCAAUGGCUACCUCGUCCUCGACUACGUAAGCCAGGAGCAAACCUUGAACGAGCGUAACACCGCCAACAAAUGGUUCGACUGCAAGCGAGCCACUCAACCUCCCUGUACUGAUAUCGCCGGCGUCGUCAACUACCUCUACGACUGCGUGGCAAAGUCCCCUACUAAACUGCCCGCACCCGGAGGUAAGCAAUACAAUUCCGGCCUCAACAAUCAUAGAUGGGGCGACCAUUGUGGAUCCAUGAACGAUGGCGCUAUUAACAUACUCCUGGAAGUCGUCAAACUGUACUACAAUGGUUCUGACAAAAGGGCCCUGACCACUCAACCUAUAUACUGCACUGAUGACGGGGGCCCCUAUAUCUGUGUCUUCUACCGAGGCGUCGCUACCGGCAACGGAUCCACAACAUAUGAUUUGCUGAACCAGUUGAAUGCACCAAGCAUUCCCUACCGACACUUGUGGGAGCAUAGGUGUCGAAUAUCCAAAGAAUAA
Molecule: messenger RNA, 1065 nt
Organism: Letharia lupina
Lineage: Eukaryota; Fungi; Ascomycota; Lecanoromycetes; Lecanorales; Parmeliaceae
Exons: 3
Coding region: 1-1065 (354 amino acids)
Source: RefSeq, a predicted model, not a curated record